Molecule: messenger RNA, 2448 nt
Organism: Plasmodium gallinaceum
Lineage: Eukaryota; Apicomplexa; Aconoidasida; Haemosporida; Plasmodiidae
Gene: PDEdelta
Product: phosphodiesterase delta, putative
Exons: 6
Coding region: 1-2448 (815 amino acids)
Biological process (GO): signal transduction
Molecular function (GO): 3',5'-cyclic-nucleotide phosphodiesterase activity
Source: RefSeq, a predicted model, not a curated record
AUGAAUGAAAAAAAUAAUGUUAAAAUGGAUGAAGAAAAUGAAAAGAAAAAGGAAAAAAAAAUGAAAGAUCUAAUAAAAAAAAGAUGUUAUAUUUUCCCACAAUUCUCUAAUAAAAAUAAUGAAAUAGAAUAUGAUAUGUUACGAAUAUAUAACUUAAAAGAAUUUAUUUGCAUUCAUUUACUUGUGUCAUUAUUAAUAAUUCUGAUAGAAUGCUUUAUGUUUUCUUAUAAAUUUAAUAAAAAAGAUUCAUCUGCUAUUGAAUUAUUAGUGGUCACUUUUUCUUUUUUAAAUUGUUUAAUGCAUAUUGUUGUAUUAAUAAAAAUUUAUUUUUUUUCAUCAAAAAAAGUAUAUACUAAAAAUUUGUUUAUUGGAUAUAUAAUUAUAAAUCAAAUUUUUCAAUUUUUGUCUUUAUAUUUCUAUACUAAACGAAGUCAAACUGAUAAAAUUGAUUCUUUUACUUUCUAUAAUGACAAAUUUAGUUUAUAUAUACAUUUCUUUGUAGACUCAGUUUUCAUAUUAUGUUUACCCACAUUAAAAUUUGUUUUAACCUUUAUAUUUAUGACAAUUUAUUUAAGUAUUAACACAAUAUUGAUGGUAUUAAUUAAUUUUGAAAAUACUAAAAAUGAAGUGGAUUUUUAUUAUAUGUAUAUUCUGAGUGUUUUGUUGAUUAUGUUUUUUAUAUUAAGAUAUUUAAUGGAAAAGAGAAACAGAAUUUUACUGUAUAUGAUUAAAGAUGUUUUAUCAAAUAAUUGCAAAAAAUUUUACGAAUGUAAAUCUAAUUAUGAGAAAGAAACUGAUUCUAUAACUGUUGAUAUUUCUAAAGGAAAAUAUGAUAAAAAGGAAGAUAAUUAUAAGUUUUUGUUUUCUGAUAAAAGUAUAUUUUUUAAUGAUUUCACGUUAAAUGCAUGUUAUAAAGAUUAUUACUCUGUAUUUUAUUUUUUAAAAAAAUUAUUGACAAGUUGCGAUAAAAAUAAAAAUACAAAAGAGAGUAUUAAUGAAAAAGAAGCGUUUGAUAAUAUAAAAAAACAUUUAAAUGAAUCAGAUAUUUUAACGAUAGCUUAUGAGGCAGAUGUUUUAAAAAAUAUUAAAAAAAUAAAUUCGGAUGAAAUAGGAAGAAAUUGGGAUUAUUCGUUUAUAGAUUCUGAAUAUGGCAAAUCAACAUUAGUCAUAUUAGAAGUAGGAUAUCAUUUAAUUAAUCCUUAUAUUGAAAAUAAUGAGAAAAAAAGGAAAAAACUUCAAUUAUUUUUAUUAUUAAUUAAUAGCAUGUAUUUUCCCAACCCUUAUCAUAACGCCAAUCAUGGUGCAACAGUUUGUCAUCUAUCGAAAUGCUUAGCUCACAUUACUGAUUUUGAUAAACAUUUAAACAAUACAUAUAUGAUUUGUUAUUUAAUUGCUUCAAUUGCACAUGAUGUAGGUCAUCCAGGAAAAACAAAUGCUUAUUUAUCAGAAACAAAUCAUAUUUUAUCUAUUAGAUAUAACGAUAUGAGUAUAUUAGAAAAUUAUCAUUGCAGUAUAACAUUUUCUAUUUUGCAACUUAUAGGGUUUGAUUUUCUAAUAAAUAAUGAAGACACUAAAUUAGUAGAUAAAAAUAACUAUACAAAUAUUCGUAAGUUUAUUAUAGAAUUAAUUAUUGCUACUGAUAUGAAAUUACAUUUUGAAUAUGUUGAUAUAUUUAAAAAAAGAAAAAAAAGCGAAAACUUUGAUAUUAGUGAUAGAGAUGCUAUAAAUUUAGGAACUAUUAAUAUCAAAUUAGCUGACAUUGGUCAUACUUGUUUAAAAUGGAGAGAUCAUGCAAAGUGGACUAUGCUUGUUAGUGAAGAAUUUUUUUCUCAAAAAAAAGUUGAAGAACUUUAUAAAAAGAAAAAAAAUAUGGGUUCAUCUUACGAUUUUAACAAUUUUAAUAAUCAGGAAUGUAUAGAUGAUGCAAUGAUUUUUAGUUAUGAAAAUAUUUAUAUAAAUUAUGUGAAUAAUAUAAAUAACAUUAAUAAAUAUGAUUUCAGUUACAUAAAACUAAAUUUCAUUCACAAUCAUGAUUUUGUGAAAAGUAUACCAAGUACUCAAGUAUAUUUUUUUGAAAUUAUCGUUAUGCCACUUAUUCAAGAAUUACAAUCAAUGGAAAAGGAUAAAAAAGAUAUAACACAAAAAGUUUUACAUAACUUAAAUGUAAAUUUAAAAACAUGGAGACUAAUAGAAAAAAAUAUAAAUUUAUUUUAUAAUACGGAAAAGAUGAGAGUAACUGAUUAUUAUAAAAAAUUAGAAAAAAAAAAAUUAUUAAGAGGAAUUAGCUUAUUAGAUAUUGCUGAAGAGGAUGUAAUAUCACUAACAAAAGAUUUUGUUAAAAGUGAAAAUAUAGAAGAAAAGGAUGAGAAAAAAAAAAGUGUAAAUGAUAAAAAUUUAGAAAAAAAGAAAAACAGUAAGAGUGGGAAGAAGAAAAAAAGCACAACAUAG